AUGAAGAAGGGAAAAAAGCGAAGGAAACCUAACUACAGCAGCGUUGACCUCUCUGAGGUGGAGUGGGAGGACCGAGACGAUGUGUUGCGGAACGCCAUGGUGAACCGAAAGACGGGCAAGUUUUCCAUGGAGGUGAAGAAGACGGUGGACAAAGGGAAACGGGUUUUGGUGAUGACAAAUGACUACUAUUAUACAGACAUCAAGGGUACUCCGUUCAGUUUAGGUGUGGCGCUUUCCAGAGGCCACGGGAAGUACUUUUUCCGGGGGAAUGUGACCAUCGAGGAAGGCCUGCAUGAUCUAGAACACCCUGAUGUGUCCUUGGCAGAUGAAUGGUCCUACUGCAACACUGACCUACACCCUGAGCACCGCAUCUGUCUCAGUUAG
Molecule: messenger RNA, 384 nt
Organism: Oryctolagus cuniculus (rabbit)
Lineage: Eukaryota; Metazoa; Chordata; Mammalia; Lagomorpha; Leporidae
Source: RefSeq, a predicted model, not a curated record